UGUGCGCUCAACUAACUAAGGCCACUAGUUUACGAUUGAGUGAAUACCGCUGCAACGAUGAAUAUAACCUCCGCCGCGUUACAGGCGGCGCCGCCGUCAUGGUUCUACCAUCGCCACCGCCCCUUCCCGCUGUCGACUACGAAAAUAACAAUUGUCCGUAGAAUCUCAGGUGCUACUCUCUUGGUAAAAACCAGCAGCCAGGACUCCGCCUCCACCUCCACCUCCACUUCCGCCGCCGAACGACAACUGGAAAAUGAUGACGUAGAUCCCCAGGCUCUUCAAUAUGUUUCUCAAAUCAAGACAGUUUUGGAGCUUCUCAAGAAAAACAGAGACAUGCUCUUCAAUGAGGUGAAAUUGACUGUGCUGAUUGAAGAUCCUAGAGACGUUGAGCGCAGGCGUCUUCUCGGCAUUGAUGAUGAGAACGCGCCUACGCGUGACGAACUUGCUGAUGCUUUAGUACAAGUGAAUGAAGGAAAAAUACCUGAAAAUCGUCUUGCAUUGCAAAUGUUAGCAGAGGAAAUGCUUCAGUGGCCAAAUUUAGAGGUCGAAGUGCAAAAGAAGAAACCGCCUGGCAAAUCCUUGUAUGCAAAAUUUACAGACACAGGUAUCAAUCCAGUAGAGGCUGCAAAGAUGCUGAACAUGGAUUGGGAUUCAGCUGCUGAGAUUGAGGAUGCCGAGAUAGAUGAUGUGGAAGUGCCCCCUGCUGUGGGAUACGGAGCUCUGUACUUGAUCACAGCAUUUCCAGUCAUCAUCGGCGAAAACAGAGGCGACGUCUGUACUAGUUCAUCGCUUCCUGCCACCAGCUGCGAGUGGGAAAUUCGUAAGCUGCAGUCUCCCCAACUCGCCACGCGAGUCGAAGCAGAAGAAGAAGCGCAAGAACCAGCAGUCGCCCCUGGCACGACAGCAGUCCGUGGCGCUCGGCAAUCUUGAGCGGCUGCGGAUGCAGAGGAGCAAGUCGUGCGGAGAGGGAAGGGCCUCCCAGCCGUCCAUGGACCUGGACCUAUGGCACCGUGGUGAGAUGAAAGCAGAAGGGGGAGGAGGCGGCGGCGAG
Salvia splendens (bonfire salvia) is the source of this 1051-nucleotide messenger RNA. Its product is annotated as ycf3-interacting protein 1, chloroplastic. Gene Ontology annotation, biological process: photosystem I assembly; response to photooxidative stress. The record is from RefSeq and is a predicted model, not a curated record. Bases 58 to 930 code for a protein of 290 amino acids. The transcript is spliced from 7 exons. Lineage: Eukaryota; Viridiplantae; Streptophyta; Magnoliopsida; Lamiales; Lamiaceae. Gene Ontology annotation, cellular component: chloroplast thylakoid membrane.